Molecule: messenger RNA, 2234 nt
Organism: Archocentrus centrarchus (flier cichlid)
Lineage: Eukaryota; Metazoa; Chordata; Actinopteri; Cichliformes; Cichlidae
Product: polyadenylate-binding protein 1-like
Exons: 15
Coding region: 327-2234 (635 amino acids)
Molecular function (GO): RNA binding
Source: RefSeq, a predicted model, not a curated record
AACAACCUCCGCCGACCUUUCUUUCAAUCCCGUAAUCCGUCUGCGUAGGGUGUGCUCUGGGGCUAGUCUCGGCACACAUUUUAUUAUGAAACAAACCAAAAGCUAGAGAGCACACGCAGACAUAUUUUUAUAAGAAAAAUAAAAAUCGGUGAAGCAGGAUUUGAUUUGCCAACUCAAGCAACGCGAAGAAGACGCUGCCAUCGGUUAAGAAAGAAAGACGGAACGAGAAGAACGUUAGCAAGCUAAGCUGUUAGCGUCAUUGUUGAAAGCGUGGGCGAUUAACGUUAGCAAGUUGAGCCGUAGUCCGAGAACACGCUUUGCCAGCCAUGAAUCCCAGCGCGCCUAGCUACCCGAUGGCCUCCCUGUAUGUGGGGGACCUGCAUCCAGACGUUACCGAAGCCAUGCUGUACGAGAAAUUCAGCCCGGCCGGGCCUAUCCUCUCCAUUAGAGUAUGCAGAGACAUGAUCACCCGCCGUUCCCUAGGCUAUGCCUAUGUGAACUUUCAACAGCCAGCUGAUGCUGAAAGAGCUCUGGACACCAUGAACUUUGAUGUAAUCAAAGGCAGGCCUCUCCGUAUCAUGUGGUCUCAGCGUGACCCUUCACUGAGGAAGAGUGGAGUGGGAAAUAUCUUCAUCAAGAAUCUGGACAAGUCCAUUGAUAACAAGGCCCUGUAUGACACCUUCUCUGCAUUUGGAAACAUCUUGUCCUGCAAGGUGGUUUGUGAUGAAAAUGGCUCAAAGGGUUACGGCUUUGUGCACUUUGAGACCCAUGAAGCUGCUGAGCGGGCCAUUGAGAAAAUGAACGGCAUGUUGCUCAAUGACAGAAAAGUAUUUGUUGGACGCUUCAAAUCACGUAAAGAGCGGGAAGCUGAACUUGGGGCACGAGCCAGAGAGUUUACUAACGUUUAUAUCAAGAACUUUGGCGAGGACAUGGAUGAUGAGAAGCUGAAGGAGUUGUUUAGCAAAUAUGGGCCUGCCCUCAGUAUCCGGGUUAUGACUGAUGAGAGUGGCAAAUCCAAGGGAUUUGGCUUUGUCAGCUUCGAGAGGCACGAAGAUGCCCAGAAGGCAGUAGAUGACAUGAAUGGUAAAGAACUGAACGGCAGGCAAGUGUAUGUGGGCCGUGCACAGAAAAAAGGGGAGCGGCAGAAUGAGCUCAAGCGCAAAUUUGAGCAGAUGAAGCAGGAUCGCAUGACCAGAUAUCAGGGUGUCAAUCUGUAUGUGAAGAACCUGGAUGAUGGCCUAGAUGAUGAGCGUCUGCGCAAAGAGUUCUCUCCAUUUGGAACCAUAACAAGUGCUAAGGUGAUGAUGGAGGGUGGCCGCAGCAAAGGAUUUGGCUUUGUGUGCUUCUCUUCCCCAGAGGAGGCCACUAAAGCUGUAACAGAGAUGAAUGGGCGUAUUGUGGCUACAAAGCCACUGUAUGUGGCCCUUGCCCAGCGGAAAGAGGAACGUCAGGCUCAUCUAACCAACCAGUACAUGCAAAGGAUGGCCACUGUCCGAGCUGUUCCCAACCCUGUCCUUAACCCAUACCAGCCUGCUCCACCCUCAGGAUAUUUCAUGGCGGCUAUCCCACAGGCCCAGAACCGUGCUGCAUACUACUCUGCCAACCAGCUGGCCCAGCUCCGCCCCAGCCCUCGUUGGGCCACUCAAGGAGUGCGUCCUCAGCACUUCCAGAACAUGCCCAAUGCUAUGCGCCCAUCAGCACCCAGGCCCCAGACCUUAAACACCAUCCGUGCAACUGCCACCACCAACACCCAGGUCCCUCGCAUGAUGGCUUCCCAACGUAUGCCUACCCAGGCACUCAGCCAGCGCCCUGCCAACGCUUCAGCUGCUGCGGCCCCAGUGCGUGCCAUGCCCCAGUACAAAUAUGCUGCUGGCGUGCGCAAUCCUCAGCAGCACAUGCCCUCCCAGCCACAGGUCACAAUGCAGCAGCCGGCUGUCCAUGUCCAAGGACAGGAGCCUCUGACUGCCUCCAUGCUGGCUGCUGCCCCACCUCAGGAACAAAAGCAGAUGCUGGGUGAGCGUCUGUUCCCCCUGAUCCAGAACAUGCACCCCAGCCUGGCUGGCAAGAUCACCGGUAUGCUUCUGGAGAUUGACAACUCAGAGCUGCUUCACAUGCUUGAGUCACCUGAGUCACUGCGCUCAAAGGUGGAUGAGGCUGUUGCUGUGCUCCAGGCCCACCAGGCCAAGGAGGCUGCUCAGAAGUCCUCCACCCCUGCUGGUGUUCCCAGCGUCUAA